GACAGGAGUGGCAGAGAAGACUCCUCGUGUGCUUUGCCACCAGAAAGUUCGCGCCAUGCACUUUUCGGUCACAGUCCCAACACAGACUCGCCUGGUCGGACUCACAGUAUAUUCCGGCGGCGCCUUAGCACAGCUCACAGUGGCACCUCCAUCUCAGCAAAAAAAGGGCUACGUUAGACCCAGAGGAACGGCUGAUGGUGAACUGUUAAAUGUUAACGGAAGCGUUAAGAGAGGGGCUGAUUUGCCACUGCAGGUGAGUUGAGGGGUUGAUUUGCGCGUGAAGUGUGUUAAGGGGGUGAUUUGCCACCAAUUGUUGAGUUGAGGGGGUGAUCUGCACCUUUUGCCUAUAAUUUACUCCAUGUUUUAUGAUAGAUAAUUAAAAUUAACAAUGGAGU
Messenger RNA from Rubroshorea leprosula, 395 nucleotides. The record is from the annotation of a GenBank genome assembly. Lineage: Eukaryota; Viridiplantae; Streptophyta; Magnoliopsida; Malvales; Dipterocarpaceae.